CUCCAUGCAUUUGAUCUGCCUGGAGCUCAGUGUCAUGUCUCUAUUGCUGCCUUGAUCGCCCUUCCUUAUCGAUUACUUCUCAUUUUGCGCAAAACCCCUUCCAAACUAUUCUUCAAGUCUCACUUUCCACCUCCUUCUCCUGCCCACAUCUGCUGCUGCCGCUUCUGCUGCUGCUGCCCAACGUCAUAGCCAUCUGGUACCUCCGUCGCCGUCCCCGGCAGAUCGUCAAUCGCGCACCAUCACAACAUGGCGGGGUGGUUCUCGUCAACUUCUUCACUCGAUGAUCAGGUCGAGAAGGCGACCGCCUCUUCUUUGGAGGACAUCGCUCUCAACCUCGAAAUUUCCGACCUGAUAAGAUCAAAGAGCGUGCAACCGAAGGAGGCGAUGAGAUCAUUGAAGAGGCGACUUGAGAACAAGAAUCCGAACAUCCAACUAGCGACCUUGAAACUGACAGACACGUGUGUGAAAAAUGGCGGUACUCACUUUUUGGCGGAGAUUGCAUCCCGGGAGUUUAUGGACAACCUUGUCUCCCUCCUCAAGACAGAGGGCGUCCCACUGAAUGACGAAGUGAAGGCGAAGAUGUUAGAAUUGAUACAAGACUGGGCCAUGGCAGCUCAAGGCCGUAUGGACCUGAGCUACGUUGGUGAGACUUAUCGGAGGCUACAGGACGAGGGUUUCCGGUUUCCACCCAAGACUCAAAUCAGCGGAAGCAUGCUGGAAAGCAGUGCGCCUCCAGAAUGGAUUGACUCCGAUGUCUGUAUGCGCUGUCGCACUGCCUUCAGCUUCAUGAACCGCAAGCAUCAUUGUCGCAACUGCGGCAACGUCUUUGAUGCACAAUGCUCUAGCAAGACGCUUCCUCUGCCUCAUCUCGGAAUCCUUCAGCCUGUUCGGGUGGACGACGGGUGCUACGCCAAAUUGACUUCAAAGGCCUUUUCAACUGCGGCACUAUCCGAUAGAUCUGCAUUCAAGAACAAUUCAAUCACCAAGUCUAGCGUCAUGGAGCCUCGUGGGGGACGAGCGGAGAGCGGCUUUGAUGACGAUUUGCGUCGUGCUUUGCAAAUGAGCUUAGAGGAGGCUCAAAAUAAGGGCUCGAGCGGCUACGUCCCACAAAACAGGAUCGUCCCGGAACCUCCUAAAGCCGUCAGUCAGCCCAGUGUAGAGGAAGAGGAAGAUGCCGACCUUAAGGCUGCUAUCGAGGCAUCAUUGCGGGACAUGGAACAACACAAGCAGAAACACGCAGCCGCUCUCAAGAACGCCCCGGUUGCUGAUACGUCGACUCAUGCGGGCGCAGUGGUAGCGCCGAUUCCCCAAAACCCCUAUGAGCUUAGCCCUGUGGAAGUCGAAAACAUCCAUCUUUUCGCUGCUCUCGUUGACCGCCUGCAACACCAGCCCCCGGGCACUAUCCUACGGGAGCCUCAGAUUCAAGAACUAUACGAGAGCAUUGGAGCGCUCCGGCCCAAGUUGGCUAGAAGCUAUGGAGAAACGAUGAGCAAGCACGAUACUCUGUUGGACCUCCAUGCCAAGCUAUCGACGGUCGUUCGCUACUAUGACCGCAUGCUAGAGGAACGUCUUUCUAGCGCCUACGCUCAGCAUAACCUGGGUUAUGGGGGGGUCCCUGGCGGAUCCCCAUACCCCAAUAUUUACCCCUCGAUGCCCGCUCCCUCAAUGGAGGCGAAGUCAGGCACCGAGAACUAUUAUUAUGGGAAUCCCAAUGUAGCCGAAAGCUUCCAGCCUUCCGGCACACCCUACUCGCAGCCUACGUCAGAGAGAGAACGCGCCAGAACCAUGAGCCCGAGUUUAUACCCACAGCCCUCUCAAACUAUGCCACCUAACGCGCCGUGGAAUGGCAAUCCCCAUGCGGUGGCAUCACCUCACAUGGGCAGCGCCAGUGCGGCACCUCCCAACAAUCCUUCGGCCUAUGCGCCACCCACGCAAUUUUAUGCACCUCCACCGCACCCGGAACAAGACCCGAGUCCCUACCAGCAAUCGCGGCAUGGGGAGCCAGAGGCGCCUUAUCAACCGUCGCCUGUGAUGCGACAUGACUCUCACUAUCAACCGUCGGCCCCGAGCGCUCCGAGCGCCCCGGAUCAAUCACCCCCGGCAGACCCACAGCCGCCGCCGUCGCAGCCCGCGGACCCGUCGGGAUCAUCGUUCUAUAGUCAACACCAGCCUUCUCCCGGGCCUACAACUUUCGCAGGAUACCCACACGGGGUCCCAACACAUCCCAACCCACAAGGAGGAGAAUAUCCUUCUGGUGGUGUGCCUGGUGCGCAUCCAGCAUAUCAACAAACAACACCGUCCCGGCCGCCCGUCGAGGAGAGUUUGAUUGAGCUGUAG
Molecule: messenger RNA, 2337 nt
Organism: Aspergillus uvarum CBS 121591
Lineage: Eukaryota; Fungi; Ascomycota; Eurotiomycetes; Eurotiales; Aspergillaceae
Gene: vps27
Product: ESCRT-0 subunit protein VPS27
Exons: 6
Coding region: 247-2337 (696 amino acids)
Biological process (GO): protein transport to vacuole involved in ubiquitin-dependent protein catabolic process via the multivesicular body sorting pathway; protein targeting to vacuole
Cellular component (GO): ESCRT-0 complex
Molecular function (GO): metal ion binding; ubiquitin binding; phosphatidylinositol-3-phosphate binding
Source: RefSeq, a predicted model, not a curated record